Impatiens glandulifera is the source of this 1027-nucleotide messenger RNA. RefSeq names its product protein FAR1-RELATED SEQUENCE 5-like. Bases 189 to 812 code for a protein of 207 amino acids. The record is from RefSeq and is a predicted model, not a curated record. NCBI's taxonomy places the organism in Eukaryota, Viridiplantae, Streptophyta, Magnoliopsida, Ericales, Balsaminaceae. The transcript is spliced from 5 exons.
AGUUGUACUAGUUCAUUCUUGAGAGAGGAAAAACAACAAAAUUUCAAAGUUCAAAGGGCUCAAACUCAGAAAUUGAACGCGCGAUCGAGGUCUCCUUGCACUCUUUGUAUAUGUAUCUUCUGUAUGUUGCACCCUAGAAUUCGAUAUGUUGAACCUUUAAUUGGCUGAGGGCUCGUAAAAGACAGAAGAUGGAUAAUGAAACUGGAAGAACAGAAGAGGCAGAUUCAUCUGAAACAAAUUGCAUAGAAGAAGCACAAGUAGGGAUGGUAUUCGAAUCAGAAGAAGUAGCUAGAGCGUUUUAUAAUGUAUACGCCAUGCGUAUGGGCUUUACAACCCGCGUUCUUUCGUCGCGCAAAUCAGAACGCGAUGGAUCGCUUAUUUCUCGUGGACUUGGAUGCCGAAUGUCUCCUCCUCGUCCUCCUUCUCCUUCUGAUAAUCAAAAUUCAGAUAAAGUUGCAGCAAAACAUCAACGCGAUCACAAGAGAGAUCUUUGUACGGCUAUGAUUCUAAUCAAGAGAGAAAAGCCUGGGAGAUGGGUGGUUGCAAGAUUUGUGAAGGAACACAACCAUUCCUUGGUUGCUUCUUUGCCUUCAGGAUGUCCACCUCCUGAUUGGAAGGAUAGAAAAAUUCAAGAGCUAACAACAGAACUACGAGCCAAGAAGAAGUUAAGUGCAGCAUACCGAGAUCAAUUACUUUCUCUUGUGAAUGAUGUCGAAAACCAGAAUGGACAUUUAUCUAAACGAAUUCAUCUUGUUCUUAAGAAUCUCACCGAACUUGAAGCUAAAAGAAAAUCGCUACCCAAGGAAAUCUAAUGGAAAUCCGUCUUGUGUUGAAAAGCCUUGUCAAGAGACAAAUGAAAUGAAGCCUUGGGAAAAGAUUACUUGUUAAAUGUCUGUAGAAAAUGUAGUAGUUGGAGUAAAUAUAUAGUAGUUAAUGUGGUGUUGGAUAACACAACUUGAUUAAAUGUUAUUUGAAUUAAAUUUAUUUAAAACUUAUAAUUAUUUUAACAUAGUUCAAAUGCAGAUAA